Messenger RNA from Paraglomus occultum, 137 nucleotides. NCBI's taxonomy places the organism in Eukaryota, Fungi, Glomeromycota, Glomeromycetes, Paraglomerales, Paraglomeraceae. The record is from the annotation of a GenBank genome assembly.
GAAUAUUAAUGGGAUUGAAUAAAUUGAACAGGAACUCUAGUGGGUGGUAUUGGAAUAAUAAACAUAAUACCAGACAAGAGAAGCAUGCAAUCACGGUUAAUGGCAUUCGGCGUCCUGUCAGAGAGUCUGAUGAAUAG